Molecule: messenger RNA, 2525 nt
Organism: Dendrobium catenatum
Lineage: Eukaryota; Viridiplantae; Streptophyta; Magnoliopsida; Asparagales; Orchidaceae
Product: GATA transcription factor 26
Exons: 9
Coding region: 410-2155 (581 amino acids)
Biological process (GO): regulation of DNA-templated transcription
Molecular function (GO): sequence-specific DNA binding; zinc ion binding
Source: RefSeq, a predicted model, not a curated record
GACUAGCGACCAAAUAUAUAAAAGAAAGAAAAAGAAGAAAAAAAAAUGGCCUCUCCUCACCUAUUCACCUCCUCUCCUUUUUCCCCACAAUUAAUUUGAUUCUCCCAAUGGUCUUCUUCUUCAUUGGAUUGUACAGAUUCCCAUCUGAAAAAACCCAUCUCAAUCUGUAAUUUUUUCCCCCUUUCUCCAUUCCUUCUUCAUCUCUUUCUUUUAUCUUCUCCUCCUUUCUUUUCUGUUCUCUGGAUAGAAAAGACCCAGGGCUGUGCUGGGUGUCUGGGCUUUGCUUACAGGAAACUCUAUUUUCAACUAAAGAGGAGAGGAGUUCUUAACUCCUUAGUGUUUUUUUUUAAAAGAGCGCUGGCUGUUAAUUUCUGCCGGGAUUAAUUCGUGGGAAGAAGAGACAAGAAACAUGGGAAAACAUGGACCUUGCCGUCAUUGCGGAGUUACAAGCACUCCUCUAUGGCGAAAUGGGCCACCAGAGAAGCCAGUUUUAUGUAAUGCUUGUGGUUCACGAUGGAGAACCAAGGGUUCUUUGGCAAACUACACGCCUUUGCAUGCUCGCGAGCCAAUUGAAUGGGAAGAGCCUAAGGUUACUAAAAUGAAGAGUAUUUCUUUUAAGACCACUGAACAGAGACUGCAGAAAAGAAAACAUAUGAAUGGUAUAGUGGAAAAAGUACGUCAAAUUCCUUUUUCAGAAUCAGACCAAAACUACAUUAGAACUUUUGAGGGAGAUGCUAGCAAUCGUUCUAGCUCUGGAUCUGCAAUCUCAUGCUCAGAAAGCUGUGCAAAUUUUUGUGCCGUCGAUGCAAGUGAUUGCACAGGCUCUGCACAGUCAAAUGCCUGGGAUUCCUUAGUGCCAGUGCCAUCAAAAAAGAGAACUGUUAUCAACUUAAAACCUUCUGUUGAGAAGCUUACAAAGGAGCUCUACUCCAUCUGGCAUGAACAACAGUCAUCUAACCUAUCUGGGUCCUCAGAAGAAGAAUUACUUUUUGAAGGUGAAACGCGGAUGGGCUCAGUUGAGAUAGGACAUGGAGGUGUUCUUCUUAGGUAUCCAAGUUCAAAAGCUGUAGAAGAGGAAUCUGAGGCAAGCUCACUUCCUGCUGAUAAAAAGUUAGUGGGUGUGCCCUAUUCAAGAUCUGCAUCCAGUUUUGUGGAUAAUGAAAGCAAAAGAACUAGUUUUCCUAAUCCUGGCAUAGACAAAUUUAAAAAGUCUGCUAUGCAUGUGGUACAAGACCAUGCUAGAAGAGACAGGUUUCCACCGGAGUACCUUGAUGUGCUGCAGAAGAGAGAUUCAGCUAUGAGAUUUACUGAUCUUAAAGUCGUCAUUAAUCUUGAGGUUUUCAUGGAACAUAUGAAAAAUGAUGAACAGAAACAACUGAUGAAAUAUCUUCCUUCUAUUGAUACGGCUAACGCUUCUGAGAGCCUCAGAAGCUUGUUUUCUAGCCCGCAGUUCAUCGAAAACUUUUCUUAUUUCCAGCAACUGAUCCAAGAUGGAAUUUUCGAUCUCUCCUCUUCUGAAAUGAACGUUGAAGAAUGCAAGAGUUUGAAAAGGCUGGUUCUAUUUAAUUUUACUAAAUCUAGUUGGGUGCAACACUACGAAGAGCUGAAGGAUAUAAAGCACAAGCACGCUACUGGAGUAAACAGAGGAGAAGGUGGGUCAAACUUUGUUGGACAAUCCAAUUUAAUUCCCAUCAAGAGGCCUCAUGAAAGCCAAAACCAGCAUUUGCAAGAGUCUAAGGGCAUCAUGAGGAGCCCAAAAAGAGUGUGCAGAUCCAGCAACACAAAAUUUUCUUUGACAAAAUCAUCAGUAGUGAAUCCUGAUGAGGCAGGAUCAACGGAAAUACUCGAUAAUGAGGACUUUUUGGACAAUGAAGGGACUUGCUUCAGUCCAAGAAGCCUCUUUGCGUCACCUCCCGACCGGAGCUCCAUGCUGCAACUCACCGACGACGGCUCUGAUCAAGACUUACUGCUUGAUGUGCGAUGCAGUACCUCGUUUCCUGAAGCAGAGCUCCUCUAUCAUCAUCCAUGGAAGCAGAAAACACCAUCAAACAGCUCUCUUGCUGAGAGCAGUGCUGUUGCUGAGGAAGAGAGCCUCUGCAACUUCCCAGCUUCUAGCUUCCGCAGCCAGCAGCUGAAUCAGUGUAAAGGAGCCUAAUCACUAUAGAUGGAUCAUUUUCUUCCUUCUCUUGAAAUUCUUACAGCUAAGUAACCACCUUAGAUGUGAUGGGUCUACAAGUUGUUGAAUCCUUCCCAUUUUCUGGUUUUGCCAUAAGGCUGCUUUUACUUUCCUCUUAUUGUCUGCUUUACAUUAGAGCUCGCAGUUUUCCUUGGAAUUGCCAUGGAUUGGAUGUAAUAACUUGUUGCUUUCUUGUAUAUGGAGGGCUAUAGCUGUAAUAUAUGGCUCAGGGGAGCAAAAGAAACUUCUUUUAAGAAGUUAAGUGAUCUAUGUUUGGUUGAAUACAUAGAUACAAUAGACAAAGUUAUGGAAUUGGUGGUUACAAUAACAGUGUCUGCUUUUACUUCUC